AAGAACUCAUCGAACUCUGACCCGUACAACAUAAGAUGACCAAAAGUCGAGAAAGCAGUGGAUGUGUCAGUACAUCUAUACAAUUUUCGUCAUGGAAACAAGUAUUAUGCAUGCAUACCAAGUUUCAUCUCCAUGGGUGCUACCGUUAACAAGUUUGAGGAGGAAAAAAUCCCUGUUGUUUAUAAACAUAUAUUGUUUUUUUUUAUAGUGGUCACUGAAUAUACAAAUUUUCAUUCACAUAGCUCUUAGCAUAUGAGUUACACUAACACACGUGUCCCCAUUUUAAUGUAUUGCCUGUGGCUUUUUGUUGUUGUUUACAGUAUAUUCUCUUCUGUUAAUGUCUCUGGUAUUAUGACUGUAUGACUUUGUUAUUGUGUCUUAUUGUGUGCAGUUCUCCAUCAGGAAGCACCAGACGGAUGCCACUCUGGUGGUGCGUGUCAGCAGCUCGGUGGCAGGCGUGACUGCUGCACAGGCGUUCAGCAAACUCCUCAACCACUCCGACAGAACAGCCUGGGACUUCAUGUGCAAGCACAUUCGUGUGGUGAGGGACAUCACUCCAGACAACCAUCUAAUCCACCUGGCCAUGAAAAGCCCUCAACCUGACAAACGACCGAAAGACUUUGUCCUGUUAGCCUCCGAGAGGCCAAGAAUGGAAUAUGAUGGGUACCAGCUGAAUGCAGUGGCCUACCGUUCAGUCCUCUAUAAAGAUCUCCCUGAGCUGGACAGCUACGAUCGAUCACACGUGAUCUCAUCAGGCUACAUUCUGAGGGACUGUCCACCCGAUGAUGAGGGGGAGUCAGAGGACCAAAUGUCGUGUGAGGUGACCUACAUCCACCAGGUUGGCUCGUCCGUCAUGCCGUUCAUGGCCGAGGAGUUCCUGGGCACCUCUGACCUCAUCCAGAAACUCUUCUCCUCACUCUGUAACUACCUCAGCCAGAGCACUUGACACUAUGCAUGCUCUAUAAUGACUGAAUAAUUUUUUGGUAACACUAUAUUAUUUUGU
This is a messenger RNA of Geodia barretti, 1003 nucleotides long. Lineage: Eukaryota; Metazoa; Porifera; Demospongiae; Tetractinellida; Geodiidae. The record is from the annotation of a GenBank genome assembly.